CUUAAAAAUAUAUAUAUAUAAUUUGCCACUGAUUAGCUUCAACAAUAAAGCCCGCUACCACCACCACCGCCUCUUCUUCUUCAUUAAUAAUUCCUUUCCUCCUCCUCCUCCUCCUCCUCCUCCUCCGCCAUGGCGAACACCACCAAUAACAACACUUCGUCGUCGUCAUCGUCAUCGUCUUUGUCGUCUUCUAAUGGUAAUAGUAGUAGUAGUAGUAGUAGUAAUGGGCGGCGGCGUCCGCAUGCGGUGGUGUUUCCGUUCCCGGCGCAGGGGCAUAUGAUCCCGCUGCUCGACCUGGCGCACGUUCUCUCCCUCCGCUACGGCUUCGUCGUCACCGUCGUCGUCACGCCGCUCAACCUCCCCCUCCUCGGCCCCUUCCUCUCCGCCACCCCCGCCGCCGCCCCGCUCGUCCUCCCCCUCCCCGGCGGCGGCGGCGGCCCCGGCCGAGCCGAGCACGUGCGGCACCUCCCCUCCCCCUCCUCCGCCCCCUCCCUCAUCCGCGCCCUCUCCCUCCUCCGCCCCGCCGUCCUCUCCUGGGCCCGAACCCUAGACCCGGCCCGGCCCCCCGUCUCCCUCGUCGUCUCCGACUUCUUCCUCGGCUGGACCCACCACCUCGCCGCCGACCUCGCCGUCCCCCGCCUCGCCUUCUUCUCCUCCGGCGCCUUCGCCGACUCCCUCAUCCAGCACCUCUGGCUCCACCCCCCCAGCGCCGCCGACGGGGACCCGCAUUCCUUCCCGUCGCUCCCCACCGCCCCCUCCUUCCCCUAUGCCCACCUCCCCUCCCUCAACCGCGGCUACAGGCGCGGCGACCCCGACUGGGAGUUCGCCCGCGACUCCCUCCUCGCCAACGCCCUCUGCUGGGGCGCCGCCAUCAACACCUUCCACGCCCUCGAGGGCCCCUUCCUCGACCACCUCCGCCGCAGCGGCGCCCUCGGCCGCCGCGUCUGGGCCGUGGGGCCCCUCAAGCCCACCGGGCCCCCCGGCGCCCGCGGCGGCGCCAGCUCCGUCCCCGCCGCCGAGCUCGCCGCCUGGCUCGCCGCCUGCCCCCCGCGCUCCGUCGUCUACGUGUGCUUCGGGAGCCAGUACGCCCCAUCCGAGGCGCAGGCGCGCGCGGUGGCCGCGGCGCUCCGCCUGAGCGGGGCGCGCUUCGUGUGGGCGCUCGGGGGCUCGUCGGCGUCCGCGGGGUUGGAGGAGGAGGAGGAGGAGACGAUGGGGUUGGUGGUGCGGGGUUGGGCGCCCCAGGCGGAGUUGCUGGGCCACGGCGCGGUGGGCGCGUUCCUGACGCACUGCGGGUGGAACUCGGCGCUCGAGGCGGUGGCGGGCGCGGCGGCGGCGGUGAUGCUGGCGUGGCCCAUGCAGGCCGAGCAGUUCGUGAACGCGCGGCUCCUGGUGGAGGGGCUCGGCGUCGCCGUCCGGGUGGCCGAGGGCGCCGCCGCCGUGCCCGACCCCGCCGCGCUCGCGCGCACCAUGGCCGAGGCGGUGGCGGAGGACGACCGAGGCUGGGCGGCGGAGGUGCGGGCGCGCGCGGCGGAGCUGCGGCGGAGCGCCGAGAAGGCGGUGGCCGAGGGGGGGAGCUCCCACGCGGACUUGGAGGACAUGAUCAGAGAGAUCAGGGAUCUGGAUCUCCCCCUCCCUGCUGCUGCUGCUACUACUGCUGCUCCUCGCUGAAUAGGUAAGUAAAACAGUACAAUAAUAAAUGAUAAUUUUACUAAAUCGUAUUCGAACGAUUCCGUUUUAUUAUUAACCUGAAUCGUUAGGAAUUGUUAUAACGAGCUCAAAGGAAAGAAUUACUGAUGCGGAGGAGAACUUGGUUACUUCAACAAAUUAAGCCCAUGUACUCUAAUUAUUACUUGGUAGUUCAAUCAAACAUUAAAAAAUUAAAUGUAUUGUAAUAUGUGCCGAUUAGAUAGCUGCUAUUGAUUUGGAAUUUUGGAGGUUCUGCUUCUCUAUCGAUAAUUAAAAAGUUAAGAAGGCUAAGCAUAUUAGAGAUAGAGUAGCUUUAGGAUGCAUGACUCUUUACGAAAUGGGGCAGCACAACAAGAGUAUUGAGGAGAAGCUCUGAGUAGGAGAAGACAACCACCUUAGCUUACAUUAUUCUUGCUUGGAGAAGAAGAUAUGAGUUGAGAGUUUUAGGAUUUGAUUUUUAGAAUUUUCUUUCAAAUGGGAGAUUUAAAGUUAGUAACUUGAUUAGAACACUAUAUUAUCGCGGGUUUGGUCCGCCUUGAGCCGGAUUUACGGUGUGAGUUUGUUCCCUAUCUCAGCAUCUAUCGGUCUAGGUGACUGGUCGAUCACUUGGCUAGUAAUAUUGAAAAAUUAUAAAAUUUAAUUUUUAAAUAGUUGAACAUGUUGUGCAUAAAACCAUUUGAAUCGUACGGCAAGAUUGAAUCCAGCCCAAAUAAUCUCUUUUGUGCAGAGCUGAAUAGGCCUGAGAUAUGAUUCAGCCUUGUUAUACUUUAGUUCGGGCCCCUGGGCCUAUUACAACCUACAUAUCUAACUUUGGAAAUAGGCAUCUAUAACUUUCACAUCCUUUUUUGAAGUAAGAUACAACUUUCAUAUCCAAUCCAAAAAAAAAAAAAAAAAAAAAAAAAAAAUCUAAACCAAAAAUGUUUAGAAGCAUCAAAUAUUUAGUACAAAACUUCACAGCAAAAAAUUGCCUAUCCCUACUAAUGCAACAAAAUAAACCCCUCUAUAAUAUUGUAUUUGUAGUUAAAACAGUUAUCUGUAUGUAACUAGCUAGCUAGGGAGAAGCCAUGUCGCAGCAAAAUUUUUUUGGUAAAGGCAUAUGAAUGAUGGGAACUAUGUCCCCUUUCAAUAACUAUCCAACUUUUAAAAAAUUUGGGUUUUGGUAUUUGAUCUUUUUUUAUGCCUUUAACAGAUCUGGGCACAUAAAUAAAAUAAGAUCUUCUAACUAAAUCUCUUAAAACAUCAAUAACACUGCCCCAAGUUCUGUUAUAGGAAACCAAAUUGAUCAAUCAAAACAACCGAGAAAAUAGGUACUAAAGUUAAAAGUUUUAAUGGUCGGAUAGUACGUAAUUCAAAACGAGUCAUAGUUCAGAUUGAUUUCGUAUGUUUCUUUACCGUUUCUUUUAAAUAUUACUUAGGGUUUCUCGCGGAAGGGUGCGUCAUUGUUGACAGGCGGCCGACGUUGGGCCCAUGAGUAGUCUCUGCUAAGCAUGUUGAACAUCUCAGCAGCUGCAUCAGUUUGUUUACGCGGUUUCACUGCCAUUGUAGAAGAUGGACCAGACAUGAUCAGUUUGAUGUUAAUCUUGUUGGUCUUUUCCUGAAUCAGAAAUUUACAGAAAACGUUAAAUAUUAAUUUGACAAUUUCAGAUUAAUUAGAUAGUAUAAUCAAAUUUCGAGAUCGAGAGAGAUAUAUAUAUGUAUAUAUAUACCUUAGCAGGUAUAUAUUUAGUUGAUGAACUCCCUGGCUUCUUUAAGGAGUUACUAGACUUUCCUGCAGCAAUCAGGAAAUCAAGUGAUCAAAUUGGACUAUAACCAA
This is a messenger RNA of Ananas comosus (pineapple), 3499 nucleotides long. RefSeq names its product UDP-glycosyltransferase 89B1-like. Gene Ontology annotation, molecular function: UDP-glycosyltransferase activity. Bases 130 to 1668 code for a protein of 512 amino acids. The record is from RefSeq and is a predicted model, not a curated record. NCBI's taxonomy places the organism in Eukaryota, Viridiplantae, Streptophyta, Magnoliopsida, Poales, Bromeliaceae. The transcript has a single exon.